Lachancea thermotolerans CBS 6340 is the source of this 774-nucleotide messenger RNA. It is a transcript of the gene HEM4, whose product is annotated as uroporphyrinogen-III synthase HEM4. Gene Ontology annotation, molecular function: uroporphyrinogen-III synthase activity. Gene Ontology annotation, biological process: uroporphyrinogen III biosynthetic process. The transcript has a single exon. NCBI's taxonomy places the organism in Eukaryota, Fungi, Ascomycota, Saccharomycetes, Saccharomycetales, Saccharomycetaceae. Bases 1 to 774 code for a protein of 257 amino acids. The record is from RefSeq and is a predicted model, not a curated record.
AUGGGUGGCACAGCAAAAGUUCUUUUGCUUAAAAACAAAACUUGUCCAAUAGACCCUUAUCAAACCAUUUUUGAAGAGAAUGGGUUCACUCCUGUGUUUGUUCCCUUGAUUGAACAUAAGCACUUACCUCAUGAGUGCUUAGCACUGUUCCAGGAUGACAAUUAUCUGCGCCAGUUGCGCCAUAUUGUCAUAAGCUCGCAACGUACUGUCGAAUGUUUGAAUGAAUCAAUAAUCCCAAGACUCACGGCCCAGCAACGUGAUGAUUUGCACAACAAGGUAGUAUACACGGUUGGCCCUGCAACUGCCUCAUUUCUUGAGAGAUGCGGGUUCAAAAACGUCAGAGGCGGAAUUCACGCCGGGAACGGUGACAUCCUCGCAGAUUUGAUAAUAGCUGAGCUGAAAGGGGACGAAAGUUCAGACGUUUCGUGUUUGCCUGAAAUUUUACUUCUUGUGGGGGAAACUCGAAGAGAUAUAAUACCGAAAAAGCUGACGUCAGCUGGUAUUAGUUCCCGGGAACUCGUUACUUACCAAACCAAAACUCUUGACGACAACUUUCGCCGUUUUGAACAAUGUUACAGCCCACAUUCUUGGGUUGUAUUCUUCAGCCCACAAGGUGCUGGAGAGAUUGUCGAAUACUUACAAAGAAAUCCCGUCAACGUGGCAUGCAUUGGUCCCACUACGGAGAAAAGCCUGUCGAAGAAAGGUCUCAAUCCUACGGUGGUUAGCCAGAAACCGGAGCCACACUCUCUCUUAGAGUCCCUGGAAUCUAUAUAA